Molecule: messenger RNA, 376 nt
Organism: Paramecium octaurelia
Lineage: Eukaryota; Ciliophora; Oligohymenophorea; Peniculida; Parameciidae
Source: the annotation of a GenBank genome assembly
CCAGAAUAUUAUUUGAAAUCUAUGAGUUAAUUUAGCAUCAUUAGAUAGGGUUAUAACGUAACUUAAAUACACAAGGAGGCUAUUUAUGAUGUGUUCUCAAGAAGCUAGAAAUAGAAGGUGUUUGUCAAUUAGGCAGAAUACAUUCGAAAUCAAUUGAAUCAGCUCUUUGGUCCUUAAUGGGUUGUAUUUGUAUGGGAAAUUGGAUUAAAUUACGAUUAUUCCUAUUUUAACAAAGAGGAGUAUGUUUUUGAAUUUGAAUGUGACAAUAAACGAUGUCUGAUUUUGAAAUGGAAUUUUGUUCAAUCAGAAUAUAAGCCUGUUGAGUAUAACAUUUAUAAUGAAUUUAAGAGUGAAGUAUUUGAGCAAGAUGAUGUGA